AUGUCACCACGAAAGCUUCUGGUAUGCUCGAUCGGCAACCCCGGCAGCGCAUACCGCAACACGCGGCACUCCGCCGGGCACAGCAUUCUCGAGCUGUUACAGAGCUCACUCUCAUUCCCUCCACUCUCUUCAGAGCGACAAUUCUCUGGCGGGCUGGUGUCGCGGCCGCUCUACGAUUCCACCACGAGCCCCUACACGCUUUUCCAGUCGCAAUCGUACAUGAACCUCUCCGGGAAGCCGGUCAAGUCCGCGUGGCAGACGUUUCUGAAGGAGUUGCUGCCCGACGAGCAGGAAAGGGCGCUGCUAGUUGUCCUCCAUGAUGAGCUCGAGAAGCCGCUCGGUCAGGUUAAGCUCAAGAAGACGGGCAGCCCCCAGGGCCAUAAUGGCAUCACGUCGAUUAUUGCCACGUUGAAUACUAAGGAUUUCAUGCGGCUAGGUGUGGGCAUUGGCAGGCCGGAGAGUAGGGAUAGCGAUACCGUUGCGAAAUAUGUUCUGGGGAAGUUCACAUCUUACGAACGGGACGUGUUGGAGAAGCAGAGCUUGGAUAAGGUUGUGGUGCAUCUGAAGCAGUUAUCAAAGCUCCCAUAACCGAUGCAUACCCGUUUUGUGCGAAUCAUUUGCAUGUACAUUAUAUAUCCUUGGAUUAGAGGGCAUGAACAGGCGUUGGGGUUAAUUCAGUCG
Messenger RNA from Tricharina praecox, 681 nucleotides. RefSeq names its product peptidyl-tRNA hydrolase. Gene Ontology annotation, molecular function: peptidyl-tRNA hydrolase activity. The transcript is spliced from 3 exons. Bases 1 to 588 code for a protein of 195 amino acids. Lineage: Eukaryota; Fungi; Ascomycota; Pezizomycetes; Pezizales; Pyronemataceae. The record is from RefSeq and is a predicted model, not a curated record.